CGAUUAAACGUCCUGGAAGACUUGAGUAGCUGAUCACCGAUAAAUCGCUAGGACACUUAUGAGAAAAACUAACAAACUAAUAGCAUUUGAAAUUUUAAACUCAACAAAUGUCUGGAUUUUACUAUUGUAAAGCGAUUGCAUCUCGAUUGACGUUACCCAGUUUUGGAAUUUGGUUUGCAACUUUCGAUACAUCCACAGUGCACUGGACACAGUAGGCUACUACUGCCACAUUCAACCUGCUACCAUAGGACAUGUUUUAUUUUUUAAUAUAACCAGAUACACGUGAUUAAAUGUAAAGUUAAACAUGUUAUUCUUGUCCAAAGGCCAUUAAGUGACACACAGCCACAUACAGCCCCGCUUGUCCGUAUUUGACACGCAGACUCAGAGCAGUCUGACCCGGAGGAGAAGCACAUCGGCCAUUUUGCUCGGAAGGGGGCCUCGUCUUCAACACGUGAGACGUUGGAGACUGACACAGCCCAGGAUAUCUGAACCCAAAGAGGAUACUAUUGAUGUGACUCGACAGAGGCGUAGGAAGCCAGCACAAUGCCCACAAUCACUCUACCGCCGAAGGAGAAUGCUCUCUUCAAGAGAAUAUUGAGAUGCUACGAACACAAGCAGUACAGAAACGGCCUGAAGUUCUGCAAGCAGAUCCUGAACAACCCGAAGUUUGCUGAACAUGGAGAGACGCUGGCCAUGAAGGGUUUAACCCUCAACUGUGUGGGCAAGAAGGAGGACGCCUAUGAGCUGGUGAGACGAGGCCUUCGCAACGACCUCAAGAGCCACGUCUGCUGGCAUGUGUACGGCCUGCUGCAGCGCUCUGAUAAAAAGUACGACGAGGCCAUCAAAUGUUACCGCAACGCUCUGAAGUGGGACAAGGACAACCUGCAGAUCCUGAGAGACCUCUCCCUGCUGCAGAUCCAGAUGAGGGACCUGGAGGGAUACAGGGAGACCCGGUACCAGCUGCUGCAGCUCCGUCCGGCCCAGCGGGCCUCGUGGAUUGGAUACGCUGUAGCAUAUCACCUGUUGGAGGACUUUGAGAUGGCCGCCAAGAUCGUUGAGGAGUUCCGCAAAACGCAACAGACGUCUCCAGACAAGGUGGACUACGAGUACAGUGAACUGCUGCUGUAUCAGAACCAGGUCCUGAGGGAGGCCGGCCUGCACAAGGAGGCCCUCGAGCACCUCAACAACUAUGAGAAACAGAUCUGCGACAAACUGGCCGUGGAAGAAACGAGAGGAGAGCUUCUGCUGAAUCUGGAGAGGCCUGAUGAGGCUUCUGAGGUCUACAGAAGUCUCCAGGAGAGGAACCCUGAGAACUGGGCCUACUACCAGGGCCUGGAAAAGGCCUUAAAGCCAGGAAGUGUAGAGGAUCGUCAGAAGAUUUAUGAGGACUCCUGGGUGAAGUUUCCUAAAGGCCUGGUUCUCCGAAGACUGCCUCUUAAUUUCCUCACAGGGGAGAAGUUUGGUGAAUGUCUGGACAGCUACCUUAGGAUGAACUUCAGUAAAGGCUGCCCCCCCGUCUUCACCACUCUCAAAUCCCUCUACACCGACAGAGAAAAGGUUGCAAUCAUUGAAGAAUUAGUAGUUGGCUAUGAAACCUGUUUGAAGGCCUGUCGAAUAUUUAGUGAAAAUGAUGAUGGGAAGGAGGAGCCCCCUACCACCCUGUUGUGGGUCCAGUAUUUCCUAGCACAGCACUUUGACUUCAUAGACCAGCCGGGCCUCGCUCUGGAGUACAUCAACACCGCCAUCGACAGCACGCCCACGCUCAUCGAGCUCUUCCUCAUCAAGGCCAAGAUCUACAAGCACACGGGCAACAUAAAGGAAGCAGCUCGGUGGAUGGAUGAAGCUCAGGCCCUGGACACUGCUGACCGCUUCAUUAACUCCAAGUGUGCCAAGUACAUGCUGAAGGCUGGCCUCAUCAAAGAAGCAGAGGAGAUGUGCUCCAAGUUCACACGGGAGGGGGCGUCUGCGGUGGACAACCUGAAUGAGAUGCAGUGCAUGUGGUUCCAGACAGAGUGUGCCUUGGCCUACAAGGCCAUGAACAAGUUUGGAGAGGCCCUGAAGAAGUGCCACGAGAUUGAGAGGCAUUUUGUGGAGAUCACAGAUGACCAAUUCGACUUCCACACCUACUGCAUGAGGAAGAUGACGUUGCGCUCCUACGUGGACCUGCUGAAGCUGGAGGACGUGCUGCGGCAACACCCUUUCUACUACAAAGCUGCUCGAACCGCCAUCCAGAUCUACCUGGUGCUGCACGACAAACCUCUGGCCGACGACAACAAGGAGAGCCAGGCGGACACCGAGAAUCUGACAGACAAGGAGCUGAAGAAGCAGCGCAACAAACAGCGAAGAGCCCAGAAGAAGGCCCAGUUAGAGGAGGAGAAGAAGAACGCGGAGAAGGAGAAACAGCUUAAGAACCAGAAGAAGAAGAAAGAGGACGACGAUGAGGAGAUAGGAGGGCCCAAAGAGGAGCUUGUACCAGACAAACUGGCCAAGGCAGAGAAUCCUCUGGAGGAGGCGGUGAAGUUCCUGAUCCCUCUGAAGAACCUCGUGCGCAACAAGAUCGAGACUCACCUCCUGGCCUUCGAGAUAUACUUCAGGAAAGAGAAGUACCUGUUGAUGCUUCAGGCGAUAAAGCGGGCUGUAACCAUAGAGCCCUCCAACCCAUGGCUGCACCAGUGUCUGGUGCGCUUCUUCAAAGGAGUGCGUGAGAGUGCAGACCUGGCGGAGGCAGUGAGGGAGGUGUUGAAGCAGGAGAUCUCCAGGCUGUUUGGGGAGAGCAACCCUCAGAGCUUCAACAAGAACUACCUGAGUCAACACUCCAGCUCCAUCCCACACCGAGUGGCCGCUGCUAAGAUGAUGGUCCACCUGGAGCCUCUCUCUGAUCAGAUGGCCUGUGAGAUAGCCACGGCCCUGGACGAGUCACUGUCCGGAAGAAGCAUCCAGAUCUGUACUCAGGUGCUGGACGCUCUGCGUGACGGACAGCUGGGCGAGGGCCAGCAGAAGGCUGCUGAGGCUUACCUAGUGUCCUGCCAUAAGAUCUACCCCUACAGCCUGGCCUUCAUGCCCCCCGGUUACCAGGACAACAACGCCACAAUCAGUGCCAACGGAGACCUGUCGGCAGGAGAGCACGACGAUGUGGCAAACGAAAUGUGAGCUGGGACGAGGAGGAGAUACCAACACGCCGCCAGACGCCUUAGUCUGCCAACACACCGUCUCCCCGACCCCCCCCUCCCCCUCCCCCUCGGGCUACGGCCCCUGCAUUGCACUGAUCUGGAUGGACUGAGCGCCACAGAAAAGAGACAGGAAAGGGAGCUGGCACAUGGAGGCAGGUCGACGCCCAUAGAACUUUUUUAAAUUCUAAAAAAAUGCCCCGUGCACAUUUGUUCUGUAACUGAGGGAAAACCCAGAUAAAUACGCUCUGGAGAGGCAAUAGAGGAUUCUGGGAGAUGUGGACCUGGACGGCUCCUUUAAACACAGUCCAAGUUUUCUAUGACUCCCGUGUUUUCAUGCCAUGUCCUUCUUGUAGGUGCAUCUGCUUCUCACCUUUUUAAAAGUAAUUUAUACAUUACAAACUGACAAAUGGAUUAAUAAAACAAUGUUUGCAAAAUCAAAA
Messenger RNA from Anarrhichthys ocellatus (wolf-eel), 3610 nucleotides. RefSeq names its product N-alpha-acetyltransferase 15, NatA auxiliary subunit-like. The record is from RefSeq and is a predicted model, not a curated record. Gene Ontology annotation, cellular component: cytoplasm; NatA complex. Gene Ontology annotation, biological process: N-terminal peptidyl-methionine acetylation. Gene Ontology annotation, molecular function: protein binding. Bases 544 to 3150 code for a protein of 868 amino acids. NCBI's taxonomy places the organism in Eukaryota, Metazoa, Chordata, Actinopteri, Perciformes, Anarhichadidae. The transcript is spliced from 20 exons.